Messenger RNA from Pygocentrus nattereri (red-bellied piranha), 3692 nucleotides. RefSeq lists its product as uncharacterized. Gene Ontology annotation, molecular function: pseudouridylate synthase activity; kinase activity. Bases 1115 to 2824 code for a protein of 569 amino acids. The record is from RefSeq and is a predicted model, not a curated record. The transcript has 16 exons. Lineage: Eukaryota; Metazoa; Chordata; Actinopteri; Characiformes; Serrasalmidae.
CUUUUUUCUGAAUUUAUACAAACACUUUCAUUUUAUAGUAAAUUUAGUUUACUAAAGGAAAAGGAAUCUGAGUUUAAAGUUUUUAUUAAACUUAAACUUGUAACUCAGUUGCAAAUAAAUCUUAAACUGAAUCUUUGCUUGUUUGCAAAAAGUUCUGCCUAAUGGAAAAUAGUGACACUGGAGUAUUUCAUCUAAAAUGAGUUGAUAAAGCAAGAGUUUUAUUACAACAAUGCUAAUAGGACAUUAGCGUCAUAAUUAAUCUUUUAGUACCUUUACUUUCGAUACUUAAGUAUGUUUGAAGUCAAACACUUUAGUGUUACCUUGGGUAUCUCUACUUUAACUCAACUACAUGAUUUGUGUACUUUGUCCACCACUGGAAAACAGUACAUAAUUCAAAAAAUUAUGAUAGUGAUGUUUUUUUUCUCACUCCAAAUGCGGCUGAUUAGCCAAGACAUGUCUGAAGUUUGCUUCUUUAGUUUUGUGCUAGAGCUGCAAGCUUAAUGUAGCUAACAAGACUUAAUUUGCAAAUACUUAGGCCCCUGAUCCUGAGUCAUGUAUUUUACAUGUAUUUGGCGUCUGGUUCCAGUGACGUAUAUUAAAUGCAAUCUACUUCUGUCCAUUUUAACAGAUAACAGUAUGUCAUGGUAUACAUGGUCAUAAGUCACAUAACUCAAUGUGCUUUUAGGCAAGUUUGAUUUAGGCAUGCUGUCUGUGCAGUGCUAAUUGGUGUGUAUAGAAUUCCAUUACACGUUAGCUACAUUAGCCUUGUAGCUCCAGUGGAAAAAAGAAGAAGAAAGUCUGGAGCUACAGACGUAUUGAUUAGUGGACGUUUGGGGAAAUGAGGAAGUUGUGUGAAUUUGACUUUCUGCUUUAAACUCUGUGGAAUAAGUGAUCUGUUUUUAGCACAGCCAAAGAGGUGGAGGCCAUCGUGAGAGCCGAGGGGGCAACUCCAGCAACUGUGGGAGUUUUGGAAGGCACUGUUCAUGUAGGUUUAUCUUCAGAGGAGCUGGACUUCCUGGCGCGCAGUAAAAUGGCCCUUAAGGUGUCCAGGAGAGACUUGCCCUAUGUUAUCAGCAAGUAGGGUUUGUCUGGAGGCACCACCGUCUCAGGCACAAUGAUUGCAGCCCACAAAGUAGGGAUUCCUGUGUUUGUGACUGGAGGGAUUGGAGGAGUGCACAGAGAUGGAGAGAACUCUCUGGAUGUUAGCGCUGAUCUGACUGAACUGGGCCGCACUCCCAUCGCUGUGGUGUCCGCUGGUGUGAAGUCCAUCCUGGACAUUGGCCGUACCCUAGAGUUUUUGGAAACUCAGGGGGUCUGUGUAGCCACUUACGGAAAGUCAAAGAGUUUCCCAGCCUUCUUCUCUACUCAGAGUGGAUUCACUUCUCCAUACAAUGUCCUGAAUGCUGAAGAGGCAGCAAAACUUAUUGCAAGCAUGCUGUCUCUAGGCCUGGAGAGUGGAGUCCUACUGGCCGUGCCCAUUCCAGAAGAGCAUGCUGCUGCUGGACAGCAGAUAGACUAUGCUAUACAGGUUGCAGUGGAUGAGGCCAGGCUUAAAGGAAUCGGAGGAAGAGAUGUGACCCCUUUCAUCCUGCAGAGAGUCAGCGAGCUCACUGAGGGCCAGUCCCUCCAAGCCAACAUAGCUCUUAUUCAUAAUAACGCAAAGGUGGGCAGUCAGAUAGCUUGUGCCCUUUCUGAGUACAUGAAGAAGCGUCAGAGUGGUCCCAGAGGAAGCAGUAAGAUGUGGGAGAAGAACCAGCCCUCGAAAUCCAAACCUGUUGUCAUUGGUGGUGUGAAUGUUGACUUCAUUGCUAAAGGAACAACAAAGAAGUUAUUGUUUGGACAGACAAACCCAGGAAGUGUGUGCCAGUCCUUUGGGGGAGUGGGUAGGAAUAUUGCAGACUGUCUGAGCAGGCUGGGCCACAAACCUCUCUUCAUCUCAGCUGUUGGAACAGAUUCUCAUAGUGAUGCCAUGCUCAACUACUGUGAGCAUAUGAACACCAGUGCAGUCGCAAGAUUGCAGGGUCAGAGGACUGCCACCUACUGCGCUGUGAUCACAGAGAGUGGAGAGCUGAGUCUUGGACUGGGGGACAUGGACAUCCACCAACAAAUUAAAGAGCAGUAUGUUUCACAGUAUGAGGAGCAGUUGCGCUCAGCAUCUCUUGUGGUUCUUGAUGGGAACAUUCCUGUUUCUACCAUCGACUAUGUCUGCAGCCUUGCCAAGAAACAUUCAGUCCCAGUGUGGUAUGAGCCCACUGAUGCUGAUAAGGCCUGUAAGCCCUUCCUGUCAGACAGCUGGAAGGCUCUUGCCUACACGUCCCCCAACCUGGCAGAGUUGUACACCAUGAGCCGCACUCUUCACCUGCCGACUCCAGAAGUUCUACCAAACUCUCUAGAGGACGUGUUGAGCUGUGCAGCAGCUCUUACCCGCCCCCUGCUGGAGCACCUGUGUUGUGUGGUAGUGACACUGGGCGCAUUGGGGGUCUUGGUGUGUGGAGAGCACGAAGCUGGAACAGUCAGUCUGCGACCACAAAAGCACAGACGGAAAGGAAGACUGUGUGCUGUGUAUUAUCCAGCACUGGCUGUUCGGUCUGAGGAGACGGUGAAUGUGUCUGGAGCCGGAGACAGCCUUGCAGGUGGACUGAUGGCAGGGAUUCUGCAGGGGAAGGAUACGGACAGCUGUGUGCACAUGGGCCUCCUCGCUGCACGACUCUCACUUUUCUCUCCUCACCCCAUCGCCCCAUCUCUGACUGCUGACGCUGUCCACGCUGAGAGGGCUCAUUCUCAGCCAUGUACCAAGCACACCUGCCUGUGGAUGGAGUCCUAAUAGACUGAGCUGUUACAAUAAUUCUAUCACAAAAAAGACUGGAGACAGAAUAGUACAGAUAUAAACUUUUGUAUGUGAUUACAUUUUCACCUGAUUUACCAUCUGCAUUUAUAACCUGUUGGAAUGAUAUUACUUAUACUUAUAAACUUUAGUGCAUAAUAUCAGUUCUGCAGUUUAAGCAAGAGUUGCUUUUCAGGUCUACCUCGUGCAUUAUGUUACAUUUUACGCAGUUGUAUUUACAGUAAUGAACUCCUCUUGGGUUCAGCUAGCCAUGUAAGCAAGCAGGUCUGUGGUACCGGCUGACAUGCUCCAGUUACUGGUCACUCAUCAUUGUAAUACUACUGUUUAAAAGCUGUUUAAAAGCUUUUUCCAGAAGACACUUCGGGUCACACUUUGGAAACCCUCUCCAUAGGGAAUAGUUUUAAGUAAAUUGAUUACAUCCAAUCAACAUUUUACAGUUUUAAAAUUACAGCAUUUUUUAAAAGGAAUAAUGUCCAAAACCUGGUCCUAGAAUUACUUCUGCAUUGCAAAAUUUGCUGUUUCCCUACACUAACACAACCAUUUUAUCCUCAUAAAGGGCUUUUGAUAGCUAAAGUACAGCAGGAAUUAAAUAGCAGGAUUCGGAAUCGCAGAAUUAACACAUUUUCCAAUAAUUAUUAAAAUAAAAAUGUUUUUAUACCAGUGUGUCUUGCCUUCCGCCUGAUGACAGCUGGGAUAGGCUCCAGCACCCCCUCGAACCUGAGGGAGAAAAUAAGCUUAGAAAAUGUCUGCGUGUGUUUUUAUACCAAUUUUAAUUGUUUUUUUAUUAUUUUGUUUGCUUGGUGUAUUCCCUCACCUUCAGAUAAAUAAACACUAACAGUUAAAUCUG